GUUGUGUUCAUUGCAAUUCCUUUUGUGUGAUAUGAUGUACAGUAUUAGGUUGGAGGCCAUCGCAAUUAGGUUGUAUGUAAGAUUGCAGCCGGCAACUCGCAGCAGUUUGAGAUAGACGUGAAGAAGCGGCCUGAUGGAAGGUGGAUACACAGCAAGCCUUCAAAGCCAAUCAGCUGCGGGAAAAGGUGGAGAUGAGCCACCCCAAUGGAGAUUGGCACAUGCUUGCGGUCCGCAGUGGGUGUCUGGUGAGGAAUGCGCGUUUCGCAUUUGGGCCCCUCAUGGAGAGGAUGUAGUUGUGGAGCUCCAAAGAGAAAAAGGGGACCCGCAGGAGGUUCGACUUGUUCGUGAAGGUGAUUUCUGGGUGGGUCAAUCGGCUUGCUCACCAGGCGACCGAUACAGGAUAGCCAUGGGUUCCAGCUGGAAUGAUUGCUUCAACCAGGAGGGAGCUCGCCUGUUUCGACGGGACCCAUGUGCUCGUGAAUGUGACUUCAACUCGGCAUGGUGCAUUCUUCAUCCGCCGCUCAAGCCUCCACCCCCCUUUGCAGCACCGAAUUUCAACGAGCUGGUUGUGUAUGAGCUUCAUAUUGGAAGCUUUGUCUCUGAAGCAGAUGAAAAACGAGCCUUUGCUGCUACCACCGAGAAGCUGGAGCACAUUUCUUCACUAGGUUUCAAUUGCAUUCAAUUUAUGCCGACAGCCGAAUUUGGCGGCAUUUGGGGGUACAACUCUCGGCAGCUUUUAGCUACGCAUGGGCCUUGGGGCUCAGCAGCGGACAUGCGAAUCAUGGUUGAGCGGGCGCACAGCCUUGGCAUGGCGGUGCUUUUCGAUGUGGUGUUGAAUCAUGGCUCAUCGAAGAUGAACGUGCUGUGGAAUUGGGAUGGCUUCGGACCUGACAAUUGCGGAGGCAUUUUCUUCGAAGGGGAGAAAGAUACGCCAUGGGGCAAGCGCUUUGCCUUCCACAAGGCAGAGGUACAGGACUACUUGAAGCAGGCCUGCCGCACCUGGAUUGAGGAGUACGGCGUUGAUGGAUUGCGCUUUGAUUCCGUGCACAAUAUGCCUUGGUGGCUUCUUCAGCAGAUGACACACGAAAUCAAGGCGCACUACCCAAACAAGAUCCUCAUCGCCGAAAUCACUCCGGAAAACCCCAAGGUUCUCCACGAUGCCGGGUUUCAUUCAUGCUGGCUUCACGCAACCCACUUUGAUUCUGUGAAGAUCAUGAAAGGAUCAGAUGGUGGAGGAGACCCGAAUAAGCGAAUUGGAAUGCUGAAGAACAUGGUGGCGCCUCAUGGCUUUGGAAACCUCGGCGUGCACUCUGUGCUUGGCUCGCACGACCAAAUUGGAGAUCGGCAUGGCGGUAAGCAAGAUGGGCAUGGCACUCAUCGCUACUAUGUCAGCCGAUUGGGUGGGAAAGGAAAUUGGCAUGCACGAGCGCAAACACGAGCUUGGUUUGGCUUCCAGAAUUGCUGCAAAGGCCUGCCAAUGACCUUCAUGGGCACCGAGAACUUGCAAGAAGACUGGUGGCACGUUGACAGUCAUCAUCGCAUGAAUUGGGGCCUGCUAGAAGGCGCAGACCCACAAACAAUGGAGAUGCGUGCCUUUGUCACUGCGUCAAACAAGCUGCGCACAUCUUGCGCAGCCUUAACCAGAGACGAGAUUAAGUUCGUGCAUGAGGACGGCAACAACACCAUUUUGGCGUUCAUGCGAUGGACUCAGGACGUGGCUGCACUUUGCAUUGCCCAUUUUGCGGAGUCACAAUGGGAAAGUGACAGCUAUGGCGUGAGUACUGGUUGGGGAGGAGGCCGCGUUUGGAAGUUAGCACUGAGCUCCCAGUCGCAGGAGUUCGGCGGCUGGACUGGAAGCAGCACUCCUGAGGCGAAGGCUGAUGACUCGGGGAAAAUCAUGAUCAACAUUCCAAAGUGGUCAAUAUUGGUUUACCUUUCAUCCAACUGAGAGGGCGCCAGCAUCCCCGCAGUUCGCGCCUUUGUUUCCCUGCUAAAAUGAAGAGACCAGACAAUGGGGAGAGUGCAGGAAAGGGAUAUGACGGGAUGUGUUUCUCCAAUUGCAA
This is a messenger RNA of Durusdinium trenchii, 2063 nucleotides long. Lineage: Eukaryota; Dinophyceae; Suessiales; Symbiodiniaceae. The record is from the annotation of a GenBank genome assembly.